This is a messenger RNA of Harpia harpyja (harpy eagle), 3210 nucleotides long. It is a transcript of the gene TSPO2, whose product is annotated as translocator protein 2. Gene Ontology annotation, cellular component: membrane; endoplasmic reticulum. Gene Ontology annotation, molecular function: cholesterol binding. The record is from RefSeq and is a predicted model, not a curated record. NCBI's taxonomy places the organism in Eukaryota, Metazoa, Chordata, Aves, Accipitriformes, Accipitridae. Bases 181 to 675 code for a protein of 164 amino acids. The transcript is spliced from 4 exons.
CGCACACACACCCUUUUUUCUGCUAUUUAGGUAAAACUCAGCUGACAAUUUCUUCAUUGUAUAGCAGCAGCAGCAUUAGAGACAGAAGCUGGCCUUGGAUGUCCAACCCUUUUUCUUUGCAAGAGAGAGAAAGGCAGUAAGAGGCGCAGGCAAAAGGCUACUUCAAGCCACCAAGGAAGGAUGUGGGCUUAUACUGUUGGGUUUACUGUCCUGCCUCAUGUUGGAGGUUUCCUUGGCUGGUUCAUUAAUCGAAAAGCAAUACCUGUUUGGUAUGAGAAGCUGAAAAAACCUUCAUGGUGUCCACCCCGCAAAAUGUUCCCUGUUGCUUGGACCAUCCUCUACACGGGCAUGGGCUAUGCCUCCUACCUGAUAUGGAAUGACCUGGGUGGCUGCAGCAGCAAAGCUAUCGUCCCGCUUGGCCUCUACGGGGCUCAGCUGGCCUUGAACUGGGCUUGGCCUCCCCUCUUCUUUGGCGCACGUAACCUGAAGAUGGCACUGAUCGACAUUCUGUGCUUGGACGUCCUGGUGAUAGGCACGAUGUGCUCCUGGUACCGCAUUAACAAGAUAGCAGCGCUGCUGAUGGUGCCUUACCUGGGCUGGCUGGCCAUGGCGACUUGUCUCACAAUCCACAUCUGGAAGGACAACCCUGAGCAAAAACCAGGAAAGAGUGAAUAAGAGCAGGACAGAUAUGAAGGCAUUUUGUGAAACUAAACUAUGCUGAUGUGAAUCAAGGUCUAAUAAUUUGGGGGAUUCGUUUUGGGACAGGCAUCAGAACAUGCCUCCUCCUCCCACGUUCAUCGUGGUUGUGUGAAAGAAAGGUUUGUACCAUGUGCUUGUGUGCUCCUUUAAAGUAACCAUGCAUCCUUAACCUGGGAACUAUUUUCUCUGGCACUGUUGAGAUUCAGGGGCUACAGCUGUACGGUGACCUUAAUGCUAUGAGGUCAAAUUCCAUUAGCCAAAUUAGGAUCUCAUGAUACCAGCAUAAUUCAGAGUAGCAAAGCUGGACACCCCUCGAAACUGCUACCAUUCCCCCAGAGAGCAGAACUUGUUCACACACGUGGUAAAUCCCAUCUCCUCUUCAAGGACCAAACAAAAAUGGCCUUCACUCAUGCACACCAAUUUUUAAGAACUUGAUUUUUUGCUAUUUGUGCUGUUGCUUCAUUUUCAUGUAUCACCUGGUUUGUGCUUUAUACCAUUAACUUUUUAUCUGUCAGCUACUGAGCAAGCAGUAAUCUGCCUUGUUCUGCUAGUGAAAGGAGACUGGGCACUUUGACUUCUAUUUGUGGAGUAUCGCACUUCUUGAGUUUCAUGCUCCAAGAUAAAGCAGCAAUGAUUAGAAUGCAAAUGCUUCUCCCAAGGGGAAAUUUCUCUCUUCCACCUCUGUGUGCUAUUCCUCAUCAGAAAAGAAAAACUAACAUCAGUGCCUUUGAAAAAAAUACUUAAAAUGGUUUUUUUAAGUACAGAAACACAAGAGCUUUUGUAAAAUUUAAGAACUUGCUCACACUGCCUUGAAGGUUGUAAUUACAUGAUUAGCAAAAAGCCCCAUGCCAAGUCUGUCAGGUGCAGUACAAUUAUCUCAUCCCAGAGUCUUUCCACUCCUGAAUAUUAUUGAUCAGGAAAGGUUAAAAUACAAGUAGUUCCAGAGAAAUGGGACCAAGCCAUGGCAGAACCAGACACAAGAGGAGCAUGGACUAGCCCUUGUCCAUCCUUUAUUCUGGCCAUUGCCUUUGAUAGAUCUGAACCUUAGAUGUUGCUGUCUACAGAGAAUAUUUCCGAUUAUUUUCUAAUUGAUAGAAUGUGAAGAAAAGUGGUAAGUGGAUCUUCUUUCUGGCAGCUGCCUGUAGAUUAAGGUGCGUGGGUAUACUUGCAAAGGGUGGGGGUGGGAGGGCUUAGCUGGGGAUGUAAAAUAAAUUGUAUUUGCUUUUAACCAAGCCACUUCUGUUUGGAGAAUAAAUAAAUCCAAGUUAUUCUUGUUUUACUGAUUUGGCACUAGGUUUGCAAAAGCUCAAGGGAUCCUGUCUGGAGUCCAUGGCUUGUGCUCUGACUCCAAAGGGAAGGGGAUGAGCAGCAAGGCUCUGCAGGGCUCUGGCAGCCAGACUCAUUCCCGGUGCAUGUUAGGAGUAAAUGGGCUGUGUGUGUUUCGAGCCUAAAAGUCCCACAGGUCCCUCGAGCCCUGGCACAGUGCAGACACGCUCACUUGGGGAUCCAUCCCCGUGACAGGCUCCUCCAUUACGCUUCGCCCACAGCUUCAAGGUAAGGAAGCUAAUUCUUGGGUCUGAGGUCCCUCCUGAGUGACGUCAAGCCUGAUUUUUAGAGAUGCUGAAUGUGCCCGGGUCCAACUCACGUCAAUGGCAGAGCUGGGUGCUCAGCAUGACUGAAAGCUGGGGCCAAGAGAAACAAAUACCAGUGGCUGAGAGCAGCUGAAAUUUGUAGUACCUUUUUAAAAUUUGGUCAUAUAUCUUGUUCUGUCAUUUUGAUCCCCUCCAUUAUUUUUCCCUUCUAGCUACAGGACACCUUUAUACAAGACUGCUGCUGCAAGCAUACUGCUGUAAUCUCCCGAGUAAAAGCUGCAUAAGAGCAGGCCAUUGAAUAGAUGUGGCUGUAAGCAGGAGUAGGACUAUAAAGCAGGAGCACUGCAAGCAGCACUAGAAAGAUCAUAAGCUACUUUAAAAUAAAAAAAAAAAAAAAGGAAAAAAAAAGUGCUAUAUAUUUCAGGGCUUUAUAUAACUCUGUUACCACUGAGCUUAUUUACAGUGAUGCCUCGUCAGUGUCUUCCAGAAAGCCACAUGCCAAAGGACAGGAAGACAUAAAUUAUUUCGUCCUAAAAAGAAGCUAAUAUCUGGGCUGGAGAUUCAAUUCAGUGGAGUUAAGAAUGAUUUAGGGCGCCUGAACAUCAUUAUGCCUGUCCUUUCCUAGUUAGCAUGGCAAAGCCACGAGGAACAGAGAUGAGUAGAGCCACCUAGUGAAGGCAGGAGGGAUAAAGCAAGUCUUUACAGUGAUCUCUGCUUUUGAAAAGGGGAAGAGUGUUAUUUAAAUCACAUUUAAGUUGGUAAGUGACUCUAGAUCUGGUUCAAACCUGCAACGUUUUAACAACAUUUCCAAAUUCAAUAUAUGGAUGCAUACUUGAUCAGCUUUCAUAAAUUAGUUUGCUCUCUCCCCUUCUUCCCAUUUUUUUUCUGCAGGUAAAGGAAAAUCUGUAAUUAAGAGUAA